AUGAGACUUUGCGCUCGUUGAAGGCGGAAGUGGUUUCGUGGUGGAAAAAAGUUCUCAUAGUUGUUUUCAUGCCAGUGUAGAAAAAAGUCACGCUUCAGUCGUUUCUCGCCUCUUGUGAGACUUUGUUGAAGCCGUUUGAAGACACCAAAGGGACCAGUGCCUCUUAAGAAUGGGGAGCGAACCAGGCCCAGUUCAGAUCGUCACAGUGUGUAAGGAGGAACACUCCUUCACUUUGGACACCGAGGCUCUGACUCGGGUUCUGCUGGAUCCCAAGGUCCGAGACAAACAUGUGGUGGUGCUGUCGGUGGCCGGAGCCUUCAGGAAGGGCAAGAGCUUCCUGCUUGAUUUCAUGCUCCGCUACAUGUACAGAAGGGGCGAUGAAAACUGGCUGGGUAAUGAUGAUGAGCCGCUCACUGGAUUUUCUUGGAGAGGAGGUUCAGAACCAGAGACAACAGGCAUCCAGCUGUGGAGUGAGGUUUUCCCCGUCACAAAGAGCGAUGGAACAGAGGUGGCAGUAGUGUUGAUGGACACUCAGGGAGCCUUUGACAACGAGUCCACGGUGAAGGACUGCGCCACCAUCUUUGCCCUCAGCACCAUGACCAGCUCAGUACAGAUCUACAAUCUGUCACAGAACAUACAAGAGGAAGAUCUGCAGCAGCUACAGCUGUUCACAGAGUAUGGUCGUCUUGCCAUGGAUGAGAUCUUUCUGAAGCCCUUUCAGUCUCUGAUGUUCCUCAUCAGGGACUGGAGCUUUCCCUAUGAAUACAAGUACGGCUUUAAAGGAGGCGAGGAAUUCCUGGAUAAACGGUUACAGGUCAGCGAGACCCAACAUGAGGAGCUGCAGACAGUGAGGGAACACAUCCAUUCAUGCUUCACCAACAUUUCCUGCUUCUUGUUACCUCACCCUGGGUUGAAGGUCGCCACCAGCCCUGUUUUUGAGGGACAGCUUAGUGCUGUUACCCCGGAGUUCAAAGAGCAGCUGAAGAGCCUGAUCCCCAAACUGCUGCAUCCCGAUCGACUGGCUGAGAAAGAAAUCAAUGGAAACAAAGUCACUUGCAUGGGCCUGCUCGAAUUCUUCAAGGCUUACAUCAAGAUUUACCAGGGAGAAGACUUACCACAGCCAAAGACUAUGCUCAUGGCUACAGCAGAGGCAAACAACCUGGCAGCCGUGGCAGCAGCCAAAGAUCUGUAUAACAAGAACAUGGAGAAGGUGUGUGGGGGAGACCUGCCCUACGUGGCUCCUGACACUCUGGAGGAAAAGCAUCAAUUCUUCUUUAAAGAGUCUCUCCACAAUUUCUCCUCUACCAAGAAGAUGGGUGGACAAGAGUUUUGUGACCGUUACCAAGCACAGCUGGAGAGUGAGCUGGAGGAAAUGUGGAAGUCACUCAGCAAGCACAAUGAGUCAAAAAACCUCUUCAGCGCCUUCCGGACACCUGCAGUGCUGUUUGUCCUGGUGUGCCUCCUCUACGUGCUGUCAGGUAUACUGCUCUUCGUCGGCCUGUCUACCUUCGCCCUGGUGUGUGACUGUACUCUGGGUGUGGUCAUGAUGUCCAUGCUGACGUGGGCCUUCAUCCGCUACUCAGGUCGGUACCGGAAUGUAGGGGGAGCCAUCGACCAGGCCGCAGGCGUCGUCCUGGAACAGGCCACGGUGGUGUUGAACAAGUCGAGAGGCACAGGCGCCGGUGACCAGAAGAAAUCCAGUUAGAGGACCUCUGAGCCUUUGUAAUCUUGAUGCAAUGCUACCAGCGCACAACACAAGCACACAUUCAGAACUAAAGCCUUAUCAUGCCACCCACAAACAAACAUGCAGCUAAACCACAUUGGCAGUACAAACAUGAUGCCAAUUCACCAGCAUCUUUAUUAUGCACAUUACUUGGCCUGUUAAAGUCCAGGCUUGGUCAGAGGUGACUGAGGCAGGGGGUUAAAGCAUCCAGAUCCCUCGUAUUGACACUUCCUGUCUUAAAUUGGCACUGCCAUCAUUUAAAAGUUUACAAUUGGUAUUAAUAGACGAGUCGAUGUUUACCUUUAAACUUAUAAAACACUUAGUUGGUUGUAUAUUGUUUGAACAGGGGGAGUCAGGGUGAUUUCCAGACAAAGCUUCUGCAGUAUAUCUUAUUACCUUUAAAAAGUGCUGGCUUUAAAGCUUCUACUUUAUACAUAUUUCUUUGUGGCGAUAUGUUUUUACUUUGUGGCCUUAAAAACAUUCCAUUCUGUUUGUAGAUUUGCUUUAUUUUUUAUAUAAACCAGCAUUUUUAGAAGGGUGAAACUGUCACUGCUUUGAAAAGACAAGAGGAUAGGCACUUUCUUUAUAGCACAGUAGAGUUUUGGAAGCAGCAUGUAAUGGGAGCUUAGUCAAAUCUCAUUUGUUUCAAGUGCUUUGCCAUUUAUUCCUUGAUGGAAAUGUGUUACACUUUGUAGAUUUUGAUAUUAUAUAUACGAGACUCUUCUAGUGUAAUAAUAUAUAGGAACCUAUAUUCUGCAACAUUUUCCAGCUCCAAAGAUAAGAUGACAUUAUUGGAAUACUCAAAGGUGUUGAACGCACUACAUAAUAGAAAUAGCGACCAGUCAGCCAAAGAGUUAGCUUUAAAUGUUUGAAUUAUACUUCGGCCUGCGAGUGUUACACUUACAUGGGACAAAUAACAAGCAGGAUGUUUACACAUACAGAAAGCACAAGCAAUAAGCAGUAAAAACUUAUAGAAAUGAAACCUAUUGGCUGUUUUAAGUCUGCAGUACACAGGGACAGAUUAUGUUAUCAUUUGUGGUCGUCAAAAAAUCUUACAAGGGACAUACACCUGAAAUCAUGAACACAUAUUUUCCUCUUACCUGUAGUGCUCUUUAUCAGUCUAGAUUGUUUUAGUGUGAGUCGCAGUGUUGGAGAUAUCAGCUGUAGAGAUGUCUGCCUU
Molecule: messenger RNA, 2903 nt
Organism: Epinephelus lanceolatus (giant grouper)
Lineage: Eukaryota; Metazoa; Chordata; Actinopteri; Perciformes; Serranidae
Product: atlastin-3
Molecular function (GO): GTP binding; GTPase activity
Source: RefSeq, a predicted model, not a curated record